This is a messenger RNA of Folsomia candida, 1312 nucleotides long. Its product is annotated as abscission/NoCut checkpoint regulator. The record is from RefSeq and is a predicted model, not a curated record. Gene Ontology annotation, molecular function: phosphatidylinositol-3-phosphate binding. Bases 166 to 1176 code for a protein of 336 amino acids. Gene Ontology annotation, cellular component: midbody; centrosome; cleavage furrow. Gene Ontology annotation, biological process: abscission; mitotic cytokinesis checkpoint signaling. The transcript is spliced from 5 exons. NCBI's taxonomy places the organism in Eukaryota, Metazoa, Arthropoda, Collembola, Entomobryomorpha, Isotomidae.
CAUUCUCUAACUGCCGAUAUUUUUGUUUUGAUUCAUUCAGAUUACAUCACAGCCACGACUAACUCGAUAUUUUUCAGUCCAGGUUUUUGCAACACGAAUAAAACUUCACAAUUGUUGCCUUACAAAUUCCAAACGUCAUAAUUUGGACCACUUGUGACCUGAACAAUGUCAUGCCAUGGAUGUGCAUCUGCAUUUGGGUUUCUGAAACGUGAAUACGGCUGUCCUAAAUGCGGAUUUUCAUAUUGCAAAAAAUGUCUCCGUUUUCAAAGCACGGAUUCGAAGACCAAUAAACAAAUUUUAGUUUGUCAGCGUUGUUGUACCAGCAAGUCAUCGAAAAUGGACUCUGAAGAACCACCCAUAAUCACGAAUGCGCUUUUGAGAUUAGAAUCAAUGGAAAAUCCUGCACGUCCUCCAAUAACUGUUUACAAGCAGCCUGCUCGAGAAGCCCGUAUGGCUCAGCUGAAGAGGGGAUUGUCCGAGGAGGAUAAGCAACUUGCUGAUCGAUUAGAAUCCUUGAGAAAAGAUGAAAAUGGUGAUCGAACUAUUCAUAGACGCAGUUCGGAACAGAUUCAGGAAGAAAUUGAGACCAGAUUGGCUCGUUUAAAGGAUGAAGACCCAUCUCUUCAGGCUUUAAGCAAAGGUUCUUCAAAUUUUAAUUGCAAGCCGGAAACUGAUACGGAUCUAAUAGCAAAAUAUUCUGCCGAAGUGCAACUUGACCACCAGUAUCAAGCUGGUUUGUCAGAUGCAAUGAGUGGAAUUGAGGCAAGACUUGCAAGACUCCGAGGUGAAGAUAAAAGUGGACCUGUUAAACAAUCUUCAGAGUCAGGAAAGGCAGGAUCAUCACAUGAAGAAAUAGAAGAACUUACAGAAGAAGAACAAGUGGCACGAAUAAUAGAAAAGUUUAAAGCUGAAGUUGAAUUGGAAACACAAAAUCAAGAAGCUGACAUGGCAGGUCCAUCCGAUGAAACUGUGGCAUCUACUGUUGCAUGUUCUGAAGACGUUAGCAUGUAUUCCGACGAUGACGAGGAUCUGGAUAACUUGUGCCGAAUCUGUGAUGAGAGGAGAGCAACUUUAAAAUGCAAAGAAUGUGAUGGGGAUCUGUUUUGCAUAAAAUGCUUCAAAGAACUACACACUGAGCUUGGAGAGAUUCACAAGCCUACCAUUCUAAAAAAAUAAAAAUAAAUUCCAGUCUUAUCACACACCAAAAAAUUGUUUUACAACGUUGUCAAAUAAUGAUUUUAUUUUAUGCUUGUACCAAACACAUACACAUAAAAACAGUUGAAUAAAUUUAUUGUAUUAUGUAUAUAAGUAA